AAAUUUGUUGUUUUCUUCAUUUCUAAAUUCGGUAGUUUUUAAUUGCGAACAAAACAUGGUUGAAGAAGUUGAAUCAGAUUUUGGAACAGCGUAUUAUCGCUCGAACGAUCCAGUAAAUAAUCUAAAAAUAAAAGUGAGGUUAAAGAGAGUAACAGGUGCUGGACUUGUGCCAUCAGCUAUUGGAUAUGAAGGUCAAGACAAGGAUGAAUUGGGCAUGGAGAUGAAACCAACCAAGAGUAAAAAGACACCUGCUGCUGGGGAAUCGCGUCAGGACGACACAGAAGAGUAUACAUUCAAAUGGCAAGAAAAGGUGUUUAGCCAGCAAGAGAUGGAAAUAUAUGCAGACAUCAACAAUUGUAUCACACCAAUCGAUGAGGAGUAUCAUGCCCAGGUCAAGGAGAUUGGGAAAAAAGGAGGACGGAAAAACAAAAGGAUGUUCUGUUACGUUGAUCAUGAUAGGUUUACCAACCAAAAUGAGAUUACUUUAGUUACUACAAAUGCAAAUGAGAAGCCAUCAUUCCUUGCUGAGAAAAUGCAGAAUGUAAGAAGACGGCGAACAAAGCAACUUCCUGGGAAUGUUGAACGCAAACUGAGAGCAAGAAAUAAUCUUAUUAUUGAAAGACCAUCAGAGGAACACCAGAAGAGUGCUCAUGUUGUCAACACUCCUGCACACAUGAUGUACAUAAUGGCUACGCUGAAUGCACAGGGAGAUGAACCAACUGAGAAUGAUGAUUAUGUACUGUGUACAAUAAAGGUUGAUAUCAAUGGCGUUAUUAGUAUAAAUCCAGAUUUCAAUCUCCAGCGGCCUCCUUAUUCUAUCACAACAGAGUCUGCAAAACGGGACACUUUUGAAUAUAGCAUACAGCUCGUCUCAAAAACCAUGAACCAUGUCGAGCAGGACCGUGAGCGUCGUAUGAUACGUGAACUAUACGUUCGACAUGCCGAGAUUGUUAAUUCUCAAGUUGGUAGCGAUUUUGAGCAAGUGACCCACGGUGUUCUUCGUCUUUUUGUGAUCGGCCAGAUUGUGUCUGCCUACAACUUUGAUUAUGAUAACUUAUACGUUCACUACUUUGUGGAGUUGCCAGGAAAUUGGUCAUCAGAUCCGAGCCAGCAACUCUCUGGAGUAACGCAGACAUGCAAGACAAAGGUGAUUGGAAGGGACAGUGUUGCAUAUUUUGGUUUUCCAUUUGAGUUCGAACUAUUUUUCCGCAAUGAUGGUGACGUCGAAAAGAUUGAAUCGCUUCCACGAUGGCCUCAAAUAUUCUUAGAAGUUUUGUCAAUUGACACUUGGAAGCGGUACCGGACCGAGGGCUAUGCAUACACAUCAAUGCCCAACACAUCUGCCAGGCUUGCACUGUUGGCCGACAAAUUCAUCUCCACUCUUGACGACACCACAUUCUCUGCUGAGCGUAGGAAGUCUGAGCGGAUCAUCUGUCACACAUUCCUUAUGUUGCAGUUUCCAUUGGAAUCGCAUCGGCCGACCGGUAGUGUAAAAAUGCAUUAUAAGAUAUUAUACUACUGUUGUUAAUUGAUUUAAUAAGUC
This is a messenger RNA of Anneissia japonica, 1543 nucleotides long. Its product is annotated as Meckel syndrome type 1 protein homolog. Gene Ontology annotation, biological process: cilium assembly. Lineage: Eukaryota; Metazoa; Echinodermata; Crinoidea; Comatulida; Comatulidae. The coding region runs from base 56 to 1528 and encodes 490 amino acids. Gene Ontology annotation, cellular component: MKS complex. The record is from RefSeq and is a predicted model, not a curated record. The transcript has 11 exons.